GUCCCUCUCACACCAAGGGGAAAUGCCAUGUGAAGGUCAGGAUCCCCCUAUAGAUGCACCUCUUCCAGAUGUACAUAUUUGUUUUUUCCGGCAAGUUCUCCUUUCCCUCCCUCCUCGUCUGCGGACUUCGACAGAGACUUCUCCUCCUUCCAUCCCCCGGAGAGGGAAAAACACUCAACUUCACCAAGGCGGAGACGCGCCUCGGUGCUGCGAGAUCCUCGGCGAGGGGAGAGCGGCGCUCGGCCCGCCCGGUGAGCGCCCUCCGCCCCGCCGCCGCCGCCGCUUAUGCAACACAUCAUCGAAAACCACCCGGACAUGGCCACGGCGUUGCUGGCGGGCGAGAAACUCAAGGAGCUGAUCCUGCCCGGGCAGCAGGACGAGAAGGCGGGCUCGCUGGCGGCGCUGCUCUUGCAGCUCAAGCUCGAGCUGCCCUUCGACCGCGUGGUGACCAUCGGCACCGUCCUGAUCCCCAUCCUCCUGGUCACGCUGGUCUUCACCAAGAACUUUGCCGAAAGAAGAGGAUCCAUGCCAUUAUUUAUUUAUUUUGCUUAAGCCUAUUCACAGGAAGGAAGAAUACCUUCUUUUUAUUCAAGGAGCCAAUAUACUGUUACACACCACACAACUUCACCCGUGACCAAGCCUUGUAUGCCCGAGGAUACUGUUGGACAGAACUAAGAGAUGCCUUGCCAGGAGUCAAUGCCAGCCAUUGGCCUUCCUUGUUUGAGCAUAAGUUCCUUCCAUAUGCCCUGCUGGCUUUUGCUGGCAUUAUGUACAUUCCAGCGCUUGGCUGGGAAUUCCUGGCCUCCACCAGGCUGACUUCUGAACUUAACUUUUUGCUCCAGGAGAUAGAUAACUGCUACCACCGAGCAGCUGAAGGUCGUGCACCAAAAAUUGAAAAACAAAUCCAGUCCAAAGGCCCUGGGAUUACCGAACGAGAGAAGAGAGAGAUUAUUGAGAAUGCAGAAAAGGAAAAAAGCCCUGAGCAAAAUUUAUUUGAAAAAUACCUGGAACGGAGAGGACGCAGCAAUUUCUUAGCCAAACUUUAUCUUGCACGGCAUUUAUUUAUCAUAUUUUUAAGCAUCAUCCCAAUCACAUACUUGUCUACAUACUACGCUACCCAGAAACAAAACGAGUUUACGUGCGCUCUUGGGGAACCACCAGAUAAAACCAGCAAUUCUAAGUUGCUCAUUCGUGUCAACUGCAAACUGCCCUCAGUUCAGCUACAGCGCAUCAUUGCUGGGGUGGACAUCGUCCUCCUCUGCUUCAUGAAUUUGAUCAUCCUCAUCAAUUUAAUUCAUCUUUUCAUCGUCCGCAAAUCAAACUUCAUUUUUGACAAACUGAACAAGGUUGGUAUAAAGACUAAAAAGCAAUGGCAGAAAUCCCAGUUCUGUGACAUCAAUAUCUUGGCUAUGUUUUGCAAUGAAAAUCGGGACCACAUCAAGUCACUGAAUCGCUUGGAUUUUAUCACCAAUGAAAGCGACCUGAUGUAUGAUAACGUCGUGCGCCAGCUACUUGCUGCACUUGCCCAGUCAAACCAUGAUGUCACGCCAACUGUACGUGAUUCUGGGAUUCAAACCAUAGAUCCCAGCAUUGAUCCUGCAGACAUUGACCCUAGUGAGCCACUGAUUAUUAAGCGACCUCGGAAGAAAAUGAAAUGGAUCCCAAGUACCAAUCCUCUUCCUCAACCAUUCAAGGAGCAGCUAGCUAUUAUGAAGGUGGAGAACAGUAAGCCUGAGAAGCCCAAGCCGGUGCGUCGGAAGACAGCAACAGACAGUCUGAUUGCCCCUUUGCUCGAAUCCAACUCAAAAAACCCUCAGCCCUCUUCAUCCCAGAAAACGGAAUCCAGCAGCCUCUGUAGCACAGGUAGUGAGAAAAAGCAUACACGGCACUUUUCUUUAGAUGUUCAUCCCUAUAUACUUAGUAGUAAGAAACCUAAGCCAGAAAUUCAACCAAUUACCUCUAUGGCAACAUCCAAAAGCCAAGGGAGUGGAUUUUUAAGCCAAGAAGAAAAGGUCAUAGUGCGUGUCACAUCUUCUUUCCAAGAUCCUUCUGGUACUGGCAAAGAUACUCUUUAUUCACAUGAUACCUGCAGGACUGUGCCUGCCACUGGGGUUUUUCUCACUUGUAAUCACAACCAUAUAGCAACUUCUGGUGCUGCCACAAAAGUUACUCUACCCCAGGUCAGCAUGGCAGAGCCAGUGCCUACACUAAACUGCAACUCCACACAUCCUCUUCUGCAUAUUAAUACACUGUACGAAGAUAAUGAAGAAGAGGUGUUGGACCUUAUAGAUAGUUCCAGUUUAGACAAUACAGUUCACUCACCAACUGAAGCAGGAGACAUCAUCUCCAUGCCUUCCACAAAGCAAAUCAUGCUGGCAACCUUCGACGAACCGUUGGCAAUAGUGAACUCUGUAGAAUAUUGACAAGCCAGAGUUGAUGCGGAUCAAAGCUUGAAAAUGACCCACCUUCCAGGACCACUGUAAUGUGAACCAUUCUGCCCCACGGAUACCCCACUCCCCCACCCCCACUGCAUGACCCUGGAGUGUUGAAACACGGCCCACAGGUUUCACUAAUACUCCAAAUCGGUUGUUCAGGGUAGUGUCAUCACCGCUAUCAGUAGCUUGCAGAAUAUGAUAACAACAGUAAAGACUGCCAACCAAGUUAUUCUGUGCUUGGAAUACCAAGAAGCAAAGCACAAAAGCAUUAGUUGUAGCUUCAUGAACUCGGUGUGGAUUACUUACAACUGUCUAAACAUUUUAAAGUACUUGAGCGCAUGUUGCACACUUGAACAAAGCACUUAUAGCCUUGGUACUCCAGCUCAUUAUAGAAGGUUAUGAAGCACAUGACCAUGUACAGUAUUUAUUCUUCCAUCUUAAAAGGAGUAAAAUGUGUUUUGUCUCCACAGUUUAAAUUUUUUUAAAAAUCACACAGUUGUCAUGGUAAGCUUAUUUAUUUGGUUCACGGGUAUUGGGCUUGCCAGCCAUUUAAGGGCCAACUGGACUCAUACCAGCAUCCAUGUCAAGAGAAUGGAAACCUGUCCACCCGCUGCAUUUAUGGAUAAGGAAGUCAAGAGCUACGCCCUGCCCUUCAAAAUGUUUAUAUGUGCUGUGAGAAAGAAAAGGAAGAGUUUAUUUUUUAAAACGUCUAUUUUAUUGUGAACAAGAGAGUUUGUUGAAUCAGAAGUUCUUUUUUAGUAGAAUACUAGAGAGAGGUUUGCCUUAUACCUCUAUUUUUGUUAAUCGGGUGGUGUCUGCAGACAAAGUUAGGAACUUGUUAAGACUUGCCUCACUGAUGUGAAGAAUUAUCAGUGCUGCUAAAAAUAUUGAACAUGAGUUAAUUGUUUAAUGUGCUGAAGUUUCAAAGGAUUGUACUUGAGUUUUUACCCCCAGGAUUUGUCUAUGCUAUAGCUUACCACAGGUGAAAAACAUACAGUGCUGAUUCAUCCAGCUUAUUAAUACUUCUGCAUCAGAAUAUUGGCUUCUGAAAAACAGCUAAAUUAAAUAUGCAGAGUAGAGUUGAGCUAAACUUUAUUCAAAUAUAAUUUCCCGAGAAAAAGUGUUACCUUCUUAUAUGUCUAGAAAAACAAGUCAAUUUUGCAGAAUUUUCUUCAGAUAUAUUCCGUACUCUAUUUCUGUGGUAGCUGCUAUGGUUUUCUGAAGAUGAGAGAAGUUACUCUUAUAGAGUACAACUCCCAGAAGGAGUUUUUCUGCUGUUUUAUUUCCACAGUGCCCCAGAAUACAUAGCCUGGCUGUUCUCGUGCAAGGCACAGUGGGAAA
This is a messenger RNA of Pogona vitticeps (central bearded dragon), 3776 nucleotides long. It is a transcript of the gene PANX2, whose product is annotated as pannexin 2. Lineage: Eukaryota; Metazoa; Chordata; Lepidosauria; Squamata; Agamidae. Gene Ontology annotation, molecular function: wide pore channel activity. Gene Ontology annotation, cellular component: plasma membrane. The record is from RefSeq and is a predicted model, not a curated record. Gene Ontology annotation, biological process: positive regulation of interleukin-1 production; monoatomic cation transport; cell-cell signaling.